This is a messenger RNA of Capsella rubella, 483 nucleotides long. RefSeq lists its product as uncharacterized. The record is from RefSeq and is a predicted model, not a curated record. Gene Ontology annotation, molecular function: zinc ion binding. The transcript has 2 exons. NCBI's taxonomy places the organism in Eukaryota, Viridiplantae, Streptophyta, Magnoliopsida, Brassicales, Brassicaceae. The coding region runs from base 1 to 483 and encodes 160 amino acids.
AUGACAAAGCGUAUGGUGACGGUUAAAUGCAGCAAGGUUGAUAGUAUAAGUAGCUGGAGUUAUGAAGUGGUAGGGUUGUUCGGUGGGAAGCAUGAUGUGUUGCUGGAUUUGAAAAAGUGCACGUGCAAAAUAUAUGACAAAGACAAAAUCCCAUGUGGCCAUCCGAUGUUGGCAUCAUAUACUCAAGAUACCCCUCAUGCCACACUGGUAGGGGAAUUUUACAAAACAACUACGUGGGCAGCUACUUAUGCAGGGGUCAUUAGCCCAGAGUUGAAUGCAGAGAAUAUAGACUUGGCGGAGGAGAUUGUGUAUAGGGAGCUGCUGCCACCUAAUGCAAGGAGGCCAUCUAGCAGGCCAAAGCAAGCGAGGAUCCCAUCCAUUGUAGAAUAUCCAAAAUCUUCAUCAGCUCCGGCAAAAGUUCAAAGGUGUUCAAGAUGCAAAGAGACUGGGCACAAUAGGACUAGGUGUGACAACCCAAUCUGA